AUGGCUGCUUCCACAGUCAAGUCCUUCUCUGCUUCUCCUCACACCACACAAACUGUCUCAAGCACAGCUGCUCCUUCUAAUACUACACAGGUAGCCACAGACACAACUGUCCUCUCCAUCUCGUCCACAUCAGUCCCCAGCACAACUCCUGCUACCAAACACACUGUUGCUCUAUCUACCACAGAUGCUUCCAGAGUCACUUCCUCCUCUGCUGUUCCUGGAACACCACCCAUAGCCACAAGUAAUGCUGCCCCUUCUCACACAAGACAUGUGCCCACAGAUACCUCCAUCCUCUCCAUCUCAUCUGCUGCAGCCACCAGCACUACACCUGCUACCACAAUAACUACUACUCUCUCCACCACCCUUCUGGCUGAUGCUGUCUCUUCUCCAGACACAACUCCCAUUGCUUCCACCCCUGAUGCUGCCACAAGUACUUUAACAGCUUCCUUUAUGUUUCCUAGCACCCUAUCACCUUCUUUUGCCACCGUACGUGCACUCUCCUCAUCUACUGACAUGCAUGCUGCCAUAAGUACUCCUGUUCCGUCUCAUUCUUCAAACAGCACCACUACCACUGUUCUUCCUUCAAUCAUAUCCACAGCAGUUUCCAGAACAGCACCUGCCAUUACCAUUUCUUCUUCAGCAACCACACAGGCUGAAAAUAUUACUGCUGCUACCACCACACCCAUAUCUACUGUUAUUCUCACAUCCUCCGCAUCAUCUACCAAUACUUCAUCCAUCAACACCAGAGCUCUGAUUUCAUCCACGUCUGCAUCCCCAAUUUUUGUCACAAGUACUUCUGUCUCUUCCGUCAACUCACACAGUUUCACUACCAGAGCACUUCCCCUAAACUCAUCUACUACCACCACCAGAAAAAUCACUGCCACAACAACCCUUGCCUCCUCCCCAACCACAACACAGUCUAUAUCAACUAUGACAAAGGCUCCUAAUAAUGUAUCUACCCACACACCUACCACUGCAUCUGCCCAUGUGCCUACAACUGCAUCUACUCAUGUGCCUACAACUGCACCUACCCACAUGCCUACCACUGCAUCUACACACAAACCUACCACUGUAUCUACCCACACACCUACCACUGCAUCUACACACAAACCUACCACUGCAUCUACCCACACGCAUACCACUGUGUCUACCCACACACCUACCACUGUGUCUACCCACACACCAACCACUGCAACUACGCACACGCCUACCACUGCAUCUACCCACCGGCCUACCACUGCGUCUACACACACGCCUACCACUGUGCCUACACACAUGCCUACCACUGCGUCUACACACAUGCCUAUCACCGCGUCUAUACACACUCCUACCGCUGCAUCUACCCAUGUGCCUACCACUGUAUCUACCCACAAAUAUGCGGCUAUGUAUACCCACAUGCCUAACACUGCAUCUACUCGCACACUUACAAUUGCAUCUACCCAUGUACCUACCACUACAUCUAGUCACAAAUCCAACAUUAUGUCUACCCACAUGCCUACCAUGGUGUCUACCCAAGAACCUACCACUGAAUCUAUGCACGCACCUACCUCUUCAUCUACCCAUGCGUCUACCACUGCAUCUAACCACACUCCUAUCAAUGCAUCUACCCACACACCUAGCACUCCAUCUACACACAAAUCUACCACUGAAUCUACCCACACACCUACCACUGCAUCUACCCACACACCUGCCACUGCAUCUACCACUGUAUCUACCCUUGUGCCUACAACUGCAUCUACCCAUGCACCUACAACAGAAUCUACUCAUGUGCUUACAACUGCAUCUACUCAUGUGCCUACAACUGCAUCUACCCAUGCACCUACUAUAUCAUCUACCCAUGCACCUACCAAUACAUCAAUCCACAAUCCUGCAACUACAUCUACCCACAAAUAUACCACAGUGUCCACCCAUAUGCCUACCACUACAUCUACCACUGUAUCUACCCUUGUACCUACAACUGCAUCUACCCAUGCACCUACAAUAGCAUCUUCCCAUGUACCUACCACAAUACCUACCCUUGUGCCUACAACCACAUCUACCCAUGCACCUACCACUGCAUCUAUCCAUGCACCUAUCACUGCAUCUACCCAUGUGCCUACCAUUGCACCUACCUGUGUACCUACCACUGCACCUACCCGUGCACCUACCACUGCAUCUACCCAUGAGCCUACAACUGUAUCUACCCAGGCAUCUACAACUGUAUCUACCCAUAUGUCUACCACUGCAUCUACCCACACAACUACCACUGCAUCUACCCACACACCAACCACUGCAUCUACCCACAUACCUACCACUGUAUCUACCCUUGUGCCUACAACUGCAUCUACUCAUGCACCUACAACAGCAUCUACCCAGGCACCUACCACUGCAUCUACCCAUGCACCUACCAAUGCAUCAAUUUACAAUUCUGCAACUACAUCUACCCACAAAUAUUCCACAGUGUCCACCCAUGUGCCUAAUACUGCAUCUACCCAUGUGCCUACAACUGAAUCUACUCAUGUACCUACCAAUGCAUCUACCUCCACACCUAGCACUGCAUCUACCCACAAAUCUACCACUGUAUCUACCCAUAUGCCUACCACUGAAUCUACCCACACACCUACCACUCUAUCUACUCUUGUGCCUACAGCUGCAUCUACCCAUGCACCUACAACAGCUUCUACCCAUGUACCUACCACUGUGUAUACCCUUGUGCCUACAACUGCAUCUACCCAUGCACCUACAACAGCAUCUACCCAUGUACCUACCACUGUAUCUACCCUUGUGCCUACAACUGCAUCUACCCAUGCGCCUACCAAUGCAUCAAUCCACAAUCCUGCAACUACAUCUACCCACAAAUAUACCACAGUGUCCACCCAUAUGCCUACCACUGCAUCUACUCUUGUGCCUACAACUGCAUCUACCCACACACCUAGCACUGCCUAUACCCACAAAUCUACCACUGCUUCUACCCCUAUGCCUACCACUGAAUCUGCCCAUGCACCUACUACACCAUCUACCCAUGCACCUACCACUGCAUCUACCCACACACCUAACACUGCAUCUACCCACACACCUACCACUGCAUCUGCCCACACACCUACCACUCUGUCUACCCAUGUGCCUACAACUGCAUCUAUCCAGGCACCUACCAAUGAAUCAGACCCCAAUCCUGCAACUACACUUACCCAGAAAUAUACCACAGUGUCCACCCACAUGCCUACUACUGCAUCUACCCAUGCACCUGUAACAGCAUCUACCCACACGCCUACCACUCUAAGUGAAGGUUUUAGAAGGCAUGGGGGACAUCGUGGUGUACUGAAGAAUUUCAAGCACAGUAAACCACACCACAAACAAACUUCUUACAGUUUAUGGUUUCAUGAUGGACACCGUCUUGUAAAGAAUUCUGGGAAGCAGAACUAUUUUAAUAAACAUAAGCCAAAUAACCCUGAUAAAACGCAGUGCUCCAAAUCUGGAAAGCCACCCAACUAUGCAAGUAAAAAUGACAAAUCACACAAAAGUAGUAGUAGCAGUAGCAGCAGUAGCUCAGAAGAGAUUCCUAAUAAAGUCCCAGUUGUGAAUUCUACUACUCCUGCUGCAAAUGUGACUCCUCCAGCUCAAAAUCCUACCAGCAAACCUGAAAAUUCAUAUACAACAAAUUCUCCACCUUUAUCCUCGACCACAGCAGCACCACAGCCCUCUCCAAACGCAACAACGCCCCCCACGACCACAGCAGCACCACAGCCCUCUCCAAACGCAACAACCUACGUGCAGGAGCUAAAGAAAAAAGAUGAAAAGUCUGCCAUUACUGUUGUGCAUCUGUGCACUGAGCACUUGCUUUUUACACCACAGCCCUCUCCAAACGCAACAACGCCCCCCGCGACCACGGCAGCACCACAGCCCUCUCCAACUGCAACAACGCCCCCCGCGACCACAACAGCACCACAGCCCUCUCCAACCACAGCAGCACCACAGUCUUCCACAGCUCCACCUGACACUACAACUGCUGUGUAUCCUACAGCUACCCUUGCACCAGAUAGUUCCAAAACUACUGUUACACCCAUAAACCAAGAGAAUUCUACAGCCAUUGCUCAAACAACAGCUGUUCAACAGCAAACCGAGUCUUCCACCUCCUCCAAUGCCAAACUCAAGCAAUUAUUAGAUAGAUUCUCAGAAAUGCUUGCAACAAUUAUAGGCAUCCUGAAAGGAAAUUAA
Molecule: messenger RNA, 4194 nt
Organism: Elephantulus edwardii (Cape elephant shrew)
Lineage: Eukaryota; Metazoa; Chordata; Mammalia; Macroscelidea; Macroscelididae
Product: mucin-2-like
Exons: 5
Coding region: 1-4194 (1397 amino acids)
Source: RefSeq, a predicted model, not a curated record